Molecule: messenger RNA, 1286 nt
Organism: Tilletiopsis washingtonensis
Lineage: Eukaryota; Fungi; Basidiomycota; Exobasidiomycetes; Entylomatales
Exons: 4
Coding region: 21-1232 (403 amino acids)
Source: RefSeq, a predicted model, not a curated record
UCCACGCACAGCGAGCCACGAUGGCCUCUCCCUCUAAGCCGACGCUGCAGGCCAUCCACGCCUACCUCGCCGAGGUGGCGCCGCAGACGGCCGCCGCGCUGGUGGCCGAGCAGCAGGUGCAGCCGCUGCCCGCCGCGCUGCGCCGCUCCACCAGCCAGCGCAUGCUCGCCACGUUCGGCGGCGAGCAGGCCGCUGCCGCGCAGGCGAGCAGUGAUGACAGCUCGAGCGACAGCGACAGCGGCAGCGAGAGCGACGACGAGAGCUCGGGCGACGAGUCGGACGCCGCGCCCGCCGCUUCUGCCGCUGCUGUCACUGCUGCGCCAGCAGCGCCAGCGUCGUCGACGGCGCGCAGCUCCUCUUCGUCCUCAUCCUCCUCUUCGUCUUCAUCCUCUUCGUCGUCAUCGUCGUCGUCGUCGUCCUCUUCGUCCGAGUCUGACAGCUCCGACUCGGAGAGCGAGAGCGAGGACGAGGCCUCGAGCGCCGGCGCCAGCACUGUGGCCGUCAGCGUGGCACUGCAGACCCCGACGCCGGCCGCCGCACCUGCCGCAGCCACUGCCGCAAAGCGCAAGCGUGCGGCCGAUGACGAGGGCAGCAGCAGCGAUAGCGACAGCAGCAGCAGCUCCUCGAGUAGCAGCAGUAGCAGCAGCUCGAGCAGCUCGAGCAGCUCGAGCGACUCCGACUCAGACUCCGGAGACGAGUCGGACAGCUCUUCGAGCUCCUCAAGCUCGUCCAGCUCUUCCAGCUCCAGCUCUAGCUCCAGCUCUAGCAGCAGCAGCUCGUCGUCCAGCUCUAGCAGCUCGUCCUCUUCUUCCUCUUCUUCCGACUCGUCCGAUUCGGAUGGUGAUGCCGUCAUGGCCACCGCGCCCUCCACGCCCGCGCCACCGGCUCCCACUCCGCGGCCAGUCCCGGCAUCCGCCUCUGCGUCGCCGGCGCCCUUCAGCACGCCGAGCGGCAGCGGCGCCGCAGGCGCAAAGGGCCGACGCAGCACCGGCACGCCGUUUCAGCGCGUCAAGAGCGAUGCCGUCGAGUACGCGCACGAGGGCAUGAAGGACAUGAGCUACGAGGCCGCAGCCGGCCAGUCCGGCUAUGGCGCCAAGGCGUCGGCGGACCUGCUGCCCACGCGCGGCAAGGGCUUCACAAAGGCCAAGAACAAGAAGAAGCGCGGCAACUACUCGGGCGGCGAGAUUGCGCUCGGCAGCAACUCGUUCAAGUUCUCCUACGACGACGAAUAGACGGCUCGUGGUAUCGUUAUGUGCUCCGGUUGCAAUGGUUAUGCCUCACAGAUA